CGCCUGAUUUCGGUGGGAGUGGCUGGAUAGUUAGUAUAAAUAUAUUUAUACUAUAGUAUAAAUAGCCUGAUUAAAGUCAUACUCUGAGCGGCUGGACCCCCUGUGGCCAGAUUCUGUUUGGUGUGUUCCGCAGAAAGCAGCAUCAUGGCAACUGUCCUACUGUGCGUGCUGGUUUGGACAGCGUUUGCCUGGUCUCCAACCCGCGCCCACCUCAACGAAACCAUCUACGCCGUGACUGUGAGCUCCAGGGUGACCGGAGGGGCAUCUGAGACGCUGUGCGCCCACGUCCUCUCCCCCCCGGAGCCGCUGGCCCUCAGGGUGACUCUGGAGGCGCAGUCCGGGAGCACCGUCAUCCUGGAGGAGACGGUUUCCACGGAUUACUACGGCUGCUCCACCUUUCAGGUUCCCAUUGUGACCAGCAGCACGGUGGCCACGGUCAAUGUGACCAUCCAGGGGGAGAGAGCCGUCAUGAGCAAGGAGACCAAGGUCCUCAUCGCCCCUCCAGCCUUCCUUCAUCUGAUCGUGACGGACAAGCCGCUCUACAAGCCUGGACAGACUGUCCAGUUCCGGAUCGUCUCCAUGGACGCUGGCUUCAUCCCUUUCAAUGAGCUGUAUAAAACAGUUGAGCUUCAGGACCCCAACAGAAACCGCAUCGCGCAGUGGCUGGAUAGGGCCGCCGUCAGUGGCAUCCUGGACAUCUCUCACCCCAUGAGUCCAGAGGCCGCCCAGGGACCCUACACCAUCACCGCCUGGACGGAGAAAGGAGAGAGCACCUCUCGCUCCUUUGACAUCAAGGAAUACGUUUUGCCAAAAUAUGCCGUCAACAUUAGACUACCUAAUGUCAUAAAUAUUUUACAACAAGAAGUCCCCAUACAAAUUUGUGGAAGAUACACCUAUGGAAAGCCUGUCCUUGGGUCCAUCAAGGUGGUAGUUUGUAGAGAGGGCCAGGGCCUUUUUUGGGCAUUAUUCUGAAAAGCAAGAAGACAUCUGUGUGACAUCACAACUGCAG
This is a messenger RNA of Gadus morhua (Atlantic cod), 1009 nucleotides long. Its product is annotated as alpha-2-macroglobulin-like. The transcript is spliced from 8 exons. NCBI's taxonomy places the organism in Eukaryota, Metazoa, Chordata, Actinopteri, Gadiformes, Gadidae. Gene Ontology annotation, molecular function: endopeptidase inhibitor activity. The record is from RefSeq and is a predicted model, not a curated record. Bases 145 to 972 code for a protein of 275 amino acids.